This is a messenger RNA of Helianthus annuus (common sunflower), 842 nucleotides long. Its product is annotated as protein canopy-1. The record is from RefSeq and is a predicted model, not a curated record. The coding region runs from base 58 to 633 and encodes 191 amino acids. Lineage: Eukaryota; Viridiplantae; Streptophyta; Magnoliopsida; Asterales; Asteraceae. The transcript has 9 exons.
AAUAACCGACGGAGUGCGUGUUUGUGUGUAGGUUUUCGCCGGAGAGAAGAGUAGAAGAUGGCGGUUGCGGUGGCGUUGCGACGCUUGAUCUUCGUGACGACAAUAUUCGUCGCUUUAUCGUUAGCUCAUUCAAUUCAUGACAAAUGCAGAGCUUGCAAUGCCGUAGCUGAGGAGCUGGAACUUGAACUGAUGAAGGAGAAACCAAAAAACCAUCUGGAUAUGAGACAUCGAUUGGACUCCAAAGGUCAACGUCAAGGAAAAGUGAUAGAUUACAAAGUCAGUGAACUGAGAGUGGUUGACCUCCUGGAUGGGCUUUGCGAUAAGAUGCAAGACUACACUCUUCAGAAGGUGGAUUCAACUAAAAAAAUAUGGAUGAAAGUGGAUGAUUGGGAUAACAUCACUAGCAAUAAGCAAGAGUCGCGUGCUUACUCAAAGGAGAUAUCAUCUUAUUGUGGAAGAUUACUCGAGGAAACCGAAGAUGAGUUGGCAGACUUGAUAAAGAAAGGAUCGGUUAAAGUAGGAGAAGUGAGCAAAGUUUUAUGUCACGACCUUAGCAAACACUGCAACUCGUCAACAAGUCAUGACCAUGAGUCAAGUCAUGAUGAAGAUGAUGAAAUUCAUGGAGAACUUUGAGAACCUGUGAUCAUUGAACUGUAAUGCGAACUGCUUGUGAGAGGCGAAACCAAAGAACACUUACGAAUUCCAAGCCACAGUGUGUAAGCUUUGAAUCCAUAGUACGAGUUCAAUAUAUGAACAAUUUAGACCGAAAAGAGUUUUACAUCUUUGUAAUAUUUGUGUUUCAGUUAGUUAAUCUAAUCCCUUAAUCUAAAUUUGGUGCUUAA